GGUUAGAAUUUUUUAUUUGCAUGCAGAUAAAGCAACACGUGUUUUAAUUUUAUACGUUUUGUUAUCAUAAAUCUUACCUUUUGUAAAUUGUUUAAUAUUAAACAAAGUAAUUAGAAUAAUGCCGCGAACUAGAAAAACAUCUGAGAAAGAAGAGGAAAUCAAGCCGGUUCGUAAAACCCGACAGACGGUCUUGAUUUCUGAUUCUCCAGUGAGACGAAGUACACGUAUAAAACAUGUAGUGGAUUCUUCACCGGAAUCAGAAAAAUCAAUUACAUCUAAACGUGAAUUUCGUAAGAAGAAUCCAAAUCCGGAUAAAUAUCCUACACCUGGUCGAGUUUUAAGACAUCGAUCACCAUCCAAUGAUAUUGAGAAUUCGCCUCAAGCAACCAGGAAAUUAAGAAAACGUGCUUCCCCUGAAAUUACAAAUAUUGGAGAUAGUACAACUCGUUCAACAAGAUAUUCAAGACGCAAUAAAUUGUCGGAAUCGGAAGACCAAAGUCCUCCACCGCCUGUGACACGCAAAACAAGAGGAAAAUCUGUUGCUGACGAGGAUGAUUCUGUCAGUAAGAAAAAAGCAUCUUCGAAGAGUCGAAAGCGGGUAAUGUCAGUUCCCGUCGAAGCUUCAUUGUUAGAAGAGGAUAAAACUGACUACGAUGAAACCUUGGAGAAAUCAAUUGUGGAAGAGACCGACGAUUCAAUAAUUAUUGUCGACGAAAUUAACAGCAUCAAAUCAGUUGUGAAAAAGAAGGAGAAAGUCCAUGCUAUGGAGAAGAAUUUAAUGAAACGUCUCAUGUCGCAUAAAUUGAACUUCAGUUCUAAUGACAGUCAACAGGAAUUGAAGAAAGAUUCGUCAAUAAAGAAGGAAACGUCUUUAAUUGAUUUGGAUUUAUCGAAAAAUGAAGAUAAGGACAAAACUGUUGAGGAGGAAUAUUUUUGUGAACCGAUGGAGGUUGACACGUCUAUUUUAAAUGCCAUGAAUGAUGCGGCGACUAAAAAUCAAAAUGUCGAUAAUUCGGAAAAAAUCGAAGUUCCCGAGAGAAUGGAUCGUAAUUUUAAACCGAGAAACAGUAUGAUUGAAAGUGGCAGUGAAAAACAUUUGAUCACAAAAUCUCGAUACAGUUUGGGAAAUAAAAUACCAAACAAAAUUGUCAUCGAUGAAAUAAAGAAUAGACGUCAGGAAGAAAAAAAUAAGAAAUCAUUGAGAUCUACCGAAAAUUUAGAAUCAAAAUCAGACGAAAAGGAUGAAAAUAUUUCUUCAAAGAGAGAAUCUUCGGAGAAGAGAUUAUCCACCGAGAAGAGAAAAUCACUUAAAUCUACUGAAAAUUUAGAAUCAAAAUCAGACGAAAAGGAUGAAAAUAUUUCUUCAAAGAGAGAAUCUUCGGAGAAGAGACUGUCCACCGAGAAGAGAAAAUCACUUAAAUCUACUGAAAAUUUAGAAUCAAAAUCAGACGAAAAGGAUGAAAAUAUUUCUUCAAAGAGAGAAUCUUCGGAGAAGAGACUUUCCAUUGAGAAGAGAAAAUCAAUUCUCAAUAAUUCAGUGAAGAAUUCACUUUCAAAAUCGCCGUCCUUUCAUCUUUUGGUCACACCAGAUAAAGAGGAAUUUCUCAAGUCAAACAAAGAGGAAAUUUCCAAGUCAACUGAGAGAAAUUUAUUGAAAAGCCAUGAGAAAAUUAAUAGAAAACGAAAGAGAAGAAGCAGUGAUGAUUACGAUACUUCCAAUAAUGAUUUUGAACUCACAAUGUACGAAUACGAUUCUCCAGAGGAGAGAGUUAAUUCUCCUUCUCACUCGAACAAAAAUAAAUCCAACACAAUAUUGGAGGAAGAAAUAAUUCCCGAUUCCGAGGAAGAGGAGAAAGAAAAGGAACCCGAUUCCAAAUUUUUGGAUAACAUUCUCAAAAGAAGUAAAUCGAAAUCGUUAAGUGGCUCUGAGAUUGUGUCGAAAAAAACAAGAGGUUUUAAAUCUCUAGAUAGAAUGAGUUUGGAAACUUUAAAUUCCUUUGAUGGUAAACGUGAAAUAUCUGAGGGAAAAAAGAAUAAUUUAAAUAAAAGCAAAGUGGAGAGUGGUGAGAAUUCAUUAUUGUCGGAAGAAAUUUCUUCCGGUGAAGAAACUGUGGAAUUUGUUAAAAAUACCCGAAAAAGUCAAGGCGACAGUAAAACUCCAACACCGAAGAAAAGAUUGUCAAAUGUGGAAAGUGCUAAGGAUGAGAAAUCAUUAUUACCGGACGAAGAGGAAUCUUCUGGUGAUGAGACAAUGGAGACUGUUAAAAGUACUCGAAAAAGUCAAGGCGACAAGAAAACUCCAACGGCGAAGAAAAGAUUGUCAAAUUUGGAAAGUGCUAAGGAUGAGAAAUCAUUAUUACCGGACGAAGAGGAAUCUUCUGGUGAUGAGACAAUGGAGACUGUUAAAAGUACUCGAAAAAGUCAAGGCGACAAGAAAACUUCAUCGGCGAAGAAAAGAUUGUCAAAUUUGGAAAGUGCUAAGGAUGGGAAAUCAUUAUUACCGGACGAAGAGGAAUCUUCUGGUGAUGAGACAAUGGAGACUGUUAAAAGUACUCGAAAAAGUCAAGGCGACAAGAAAACUUCAUCGGCGAAGAAAAGAUUGUCAAAUUUGGAAAGUGCUAAGGAUGGGAAUUCAUUAUUAUCGGACGGGGAGGAAUCUUCUGAUCAAGAGACAAUGGAAACUGUUAAAAAUAUUCGAAAAAGUCAAAAUAAAACUCCAACACCGAAAAAGAGAUCUUCAAAUGUGGAAAGCAGUAGAAAAUCAAGUUCGAGGGGAAAAUUGGAUGAAACUGGGGAUUCUGUCUCGAGGAUUCCCACUUUUAUGUUCAGUCAAACAAGCGAAAGUGAGGAAACUGGCGAAGACGCUUCCAGGAGUAUUGACUCAGAUAUAGCUCGAGAAUACAAUCUCAGUGGUAAAAGUAAUUUAAAAUAUUCCGAUGAUGAUGUUCCUGGAGAUAAUUGUCGAGACUCAGAAACGGAGCGUUCAGACUCCGAAGAUGAGGGAUCGGAUUUAGCUGAUUUUAUUGCCGAUGAUGACGAGGAAGAGGAAAGCGAAGAUUCCGAAACGGAGCAUUACGAGGAAGUUGAUGUUAAUGAAAGUAAGAAGGGAGCUGAGAAGGUCGAAAUCGUCGAUGAAGAAGAUGAGGAAAAAGAAAGUGAUGAUGAUGACGAAGAGGAAGAUGAUGAUGAGAAAGAAGCUCGUCCUGAAGAAGUCGAUAAUAAAGAAGUUGAUAACAAAGAAGGAGAUAAUGAAGAAAGUGAUGAUGAAGAAGAUGAUAAUGAAGAAAGUGAAGAAGUUAACAACAAAGAAGCAGAUGAUGACGACGAAAGCGAAGAAUCCGUUUUCGCAGACGAUUUAAAAUCAUCUCUUCAAUUGUAUAAAUCGAAACUGACGAAAAAAGGAAAAGAUGAUGAAAAAGAAGUCGAAAAAGAGAAAAGAAAUAUUUCACUGGAAAAUAAAGAGGAAAAAGUUUCCAAGUCAAAAUCGAAGAAAGAAAACGAAGAAGAAGAAAUAGAUGAAGAAACUUCUUCCGAUGAAGCGGAAACUACCAAUAAAAAGAAUCUCCUCUUAUCAAGUCCCGUUUUAUCAAAAAGCAGAUCGGACAGGUCUCUAAGCGACGAAGAGGAAAAGACCAAAAAGCACAAAGAAUCUCCAAACCUUGAAAAAUCGUUAGUUGAACCAAAACGAAAGAAGAAAAAUAAACGUGAACUUAAAUCGACAGCCUCUAAAGUACCAGUUGCUUCUUCGACUCAUUAUGAAUUAUCCGACGCCGACGAUGAAGAACCAGAAACUCUCAGUUUUGCCGAAGGUCUCCUACGUGCCGCCGAUGAAAUGAAGAAAAAAGCCCAAAGUAUCAAAGAAGGCAUCAAGGGAAAGGAAGAUCGUAAGAAAAAGAAGAAAUCUAACGAGGAUAAUAUAAGAAAAACAAAAUCCGACGAAAUGAAACGUCUACCAGAUGACGUACUCCAAGAUCUCGAGGAUGUUCCAAGACCAAAUAAACGGCAGAAAAUGUUGAAAAAAGAAAAUAUCGAUUCACCAUCACGUGGAACACAACAACCACGUCCUGGACCUUCAACACGAAGACCUACUCUCAAUUCCGUGAGUUCAUUUGGCAGUACAACUGAAUUUGAAAUUGUCAAUUUACAAAAGGAGAAGAAACAAAAAACACAAAGUUCAUUGGCAAUGAAAUGGUUUAAGCAGAGAAUGUUGGCGCGUAAUGCUCGUCAACCAAUCUCAGUUUAUCUCAAUCAACAGAAAAAACGAAGAGCUGCUAAUAAAGAAUAUCAUUCCAACUAAAAAAAAA
Messenger RNA from Leptopilina heterotoma, 4304 nucleotides. Its product is annotated as stress response protein NST1-like. Bases 119 to 4297 code for a protein of 1392 amino acids. NCBI's taxonomy places the organism in Eukaryota, Metazoa, Arthropoda, Insecta, Hymenoptera, Figitidae. The record is from RefSeq and is a predicted model, not a curated record. The transcript is spliced from 7 exons.